Myotis davidii is the source of this 1610-nucleotide messenger RNA. RefSeq names its product polycomb group ring finger 2 (gene PCGF2). NCBI's taxonomy places the organism in Eukaryota, Metazoa, Chordata, Mammalia, Chiroptera, Vespertilionidae. Gene Ontology annotation, molecular function: promoter-specific chromatin binding. Bases 382 to 1416 code for a protein of 344 amino acids. Gene Ontology annotation, cellular component: PRC1 complex. The record is from RefSeq and is a predicted model, not a curated record. Gene Ontology annotation, biological process: negative regulation of transcription by RNA polymerase II. The transcript is spliced from 9 exons.
UUUCCUGGAGGUCUAGCUUAUUUGAGUUUUCCUCCUAGCUCCUAGCACUCCCUUGAGUGAAUAUGAAUUGGGAUUACGGGGAUAUUUUAAAAGUCUGUUCUCUUCCAUUUUCCUGCCUCCCCCCGUCCUUUGGAAAGUUGGGUAGUACAUUUCCUGCUGCUCCUGAGGUGGAGCUGAUCUUGUUGCUCGAGGUGGGGUGACCCUCCAGAGCCGCCGGCACCCAGAGGGGUCCAAAAAGAACCGGGCCCUGACGUGCACCCAGUCCAAGGUCGAGAGGAAGGGCCUUGGCCUCAGAGAGGAUGUUGGAUCUCUGGGUUUGCUAAUUCCACUUUUACUUCCCAGGGUGACGCUCCCCAGCCCCCCAGCCCCCUCCCCGGCAUCAUGCAUCGGACCACACGGAUCAAAAUCACGGAGCUGAACCCUCACCUCAUGUGCGCCCUCUGUGGGGGGUACUUCAUCGAUGCCACUACCAUCGUGGAGUGCUUGCAUUCCUUCUGCAAAACCUGCAUCGUGCGCUACCUGGAGACCAACAAGUACUGCCCCAUGUGUGACGUGCAGGUGCACAAAACCCGGCCGCUGCUGAGCAUCAGAGCUGACAAGACCCUCCAAGACAUAGUCUACAAAUUGGUCCCUGGGCUUUUUAAAGAUGAGAUGAAACGGCGGCGAGAUUUCUAUGCAGCGUACCCGCUGACGGAAGUCCCCAACGGCUCCAAUGAGGACCGCGGUGAGGUGCUGGAGCAGGAGAAGGGGGCUCUGAGUGAUGAUGAGAUUGUCAGCCUCUCUAUCGAGUUCUACGAAACCGUCAGGGACCGGGAGGAGAAGAAGGGCCCCUUGGAGAAUGGAGAUGGGGACAAGGAGAAGACAGGGGUGCGCUUCCUGCGGUGUCCAGCAGCCAUGACCGUCAUGCAUCUCGCCAAGUUUCUCCGCAACAAGAUGGAUGUGCCCAGCAAGUACAAGGUGGAGGUUCUGUACGAGGACGAGCCGCUGAAGGAAUACUACACCCUCAUGGACAUCGCCUACAUCUACCCCUGGCGGCGGAACGGCCCUCUCCCCCUCAAGUACCGGGUCCAGCCAGCCUGCAAGCGGCUCACCUUGCCUACAGCACCCACCCCCUCCGAGGGCACCAACACCAGUGGGGCAUCAGAGUGUGAGUCAGUCAGCGACAAGGCUCCCAGCCCUGCCACCCUGCCGGCCACCUCCUCCUCCCUGCCCAGCCCAGCCACCCCCUCCCAUGGCUCUCCCAGCUCCCAUGGGCCCCCAGCCACCCAUCCUACCUCCCCCACUCCCCCUUCAGCAGCCAGUGGGGUCAGCACAGCUACCAACGGGGGCGCCUCGAACUGCCUGCAGACACCAUCCUCCACCAGCAGGGGGCGCAAGAUGACUGUCAAUGGAGCUCCUGUGCCCCCCUUAACUUGAGGAAAGGGACCUUUCCCUCCUUUUCCAGCCAUGGCUCUCCACCCCUCCACUUUUUCUGGGCUCCUGUUUCCACCUCUUCUACUUUCCCCAGCUCCUCCCACCUUAGGGGUGGGGGGUGGGUUUUAUAAAUAAAUCUCUCUCUAUAUAUAUAUGUACAUAGGAAAAACCAAAUAUACAUACUUAUUUUCUAUGGA